GGUGGGCAGCUUAGCUGGGUGUCUUGCCGGCGGGGUCCUGGCGUGACCUCUGCGGGGUGAGGUGUGCGCCGGUAGGAGCCGGCGCGCGGUGGUGCCUGGCGGGCGCUUGGCCGCCGCGCGGAGGCGGCCGGGCCGGGCGGCGGCGGAUUUAUGAGCUCGGAGCAGGGCCAGGCCAGGCCGGGCCGGGCGGCUGAGCGGCGGCGGCGGCGGGCGGGGGCGGCUGGAGCACCAUGGGUGUGAUAGGUGUACAGUUGGUGGUUACCAUGGUAAUGGCUAGUGUGAUACAGAAGAUCAUACCUCACUAUUCUCUUGCUCGUUGGCUUCUCUGUAGUGGCAGUUUACGAUGGUAUCAGCAUCCUACUGAAGAAGAACUGCGGAUUCUUGCAGGAAAACAAAGAGGGAAGAGUAAAAAAGAUAGAAAAUAUAACGGUCAUAUUGAAAACAAGCCUCUAACCAUUCCAAAAGACAUUGAUCUUCAUCUGGAAACAAAGUCUGUGACUGAAAGGGACACUCUAGCAUUGCAUUAUUUUCCUGAAUAUCAGUGGUUGGUGGAUUUCACUGUUGCAGCUACAGUUGUCUAUGUGGUGACUGAAGCCUAUUACAGUAUUGUGAAGCCCUCACAAGAAAUGAAUAUCAGCAUAGUGUGGUGUCUGCUUGUCUUGGCCUUUGCAGUUAAGAUACUGUUUUCAUUGACCACCCAUUAUUUCAAAGUAGAGGAUGGAGGUGAAAGAUCAGUGUGUGUCACCUUUGGCUUUUUCUUCUUUGUGAAAGCAAUGGCAAUUCUGAUUGUGACAGAAAAUUAUCUAGAAUUUGGACUGGAAUCAGGAUUCUCAAAUUUUUCAGAAAGUGCUAUGCAGUUUCUUGAAAAGCAGGGUUUGGAAUCCCAGGGUCCUGUGUCUAAACUAACCUUCAAAUUGUUCCUGGCUGUUCUGUGUUCACUUAUUGGUGCUUUUUUGACAUUCCCUGGCUUGCGACUGGCUCAAAUGCAUCUGGAUGCUCUGAAUUUAGCAACAGAAAAAAUAACACAAACAUUGCUACAUAUAAACUUCUUGGCGCCUUUACUUAUGGUUCUACUGUGGGUAAAACCAAUCACUAAGGACUACAUUAUGAACCCACCUUUGGGCAAAGAGAGUGUUCCUUUAAUGUCAGAAGAUAUGUUUGACACCAUGCGGUUGUGGAUUAUAAUCCUGUUGUGUGCUUUACGGUUGGCUAUGAUGCGCAGUCAUUUACAGGCCUACCUGAAUUUAGCACAGAAAUGUGUGGAUCAGAUGAAAAAGGAAGCUGGCAGAAUAAGUACAGUUGAUUUACAGAAAAUGGUGGCUCGGGUUUUCUAUUAUCUUUGUGUUAUUGCACUGCAGUAUAUUGCACCGUUGGUAAUGCUCCUUCACACAACUCUGCUAUUAAAAACACUAGGUAACUAUUCUUGGGGCAUCUAUCCAGAAUCUAAUUCUGACACUCCAGUAGAAAACAGUCCACUUCCCAGUUCGGUUUAUUCUGAGUCUCCAUCUGCUGAUGGAAAGAUGAAAGUAACUGUAGUACAGAUAACAAUGGCUUUGGGAAGCCUAAAGAAUAUUUUCACUCCUCUCCUGUUCCGGGGACUCCUGUCUUUCCUCACCUGGUGGAUUGCUGCUUGCCUCUUUUCCACGAGCCUUUUUGGGCUUUUCUAUCACCAGUACCUGACCGUGGCGUGAACUGAGCAGCUGGCAGAGCAAGUGUGAGGUCAAAUUCUAGAUACAAACCCAGGUACCCAAGAGGAGAUGAAGAAAAAAGAAAACUAUAUAUGAAGAGAAAACAUAUCAGAAUUUAUUCUUAAACACUUCCUCUGCGUUCUCAGGGUGAAUAUUCUUACAAUGUUUAAAAUCAGAACUGGGUUUGUUACUGUUGUUACCCGAAUGGUAGGUAACUCAUCGAAUUAUGGUUUGGGGACUGACUAACAUUAUUGUGUGGCUGGUAUCAGUGGGCAUGUUGAAAAGAUAACACCUUUGAGUAUGUUGGUUUCCACAAACAGCAAGCCACCCUCAAAACUUUGUAUUUCAAGAAUCGGAGUCAGUGUCUGAACUGUGCUACUAGGGUGCUGGCUCUGCUGAUGGUGGCUGCCUACUGAGUAAAAUCUUGAAACUGAGCCAUAAGGUGAAAGGGGAGGGGGAGAGGAGAUGAAAAGAAAAACUUCUGUUGGAAAGCUAUUGAUCACUUUUCCCCAUGGAAGAUGAAGUAAUCCAACAGGACAGGAGAGAUACUGUAUAUUACAGUAAAGAAAGUUAUAUAACAUUUAAAUUUAGCAUAGGAAGCGAUGUGUAGAUCGGGCAGGUAUUGCUGCCUAAAUAUAUGCAGGAGUGCUUGUGCAGUGGGAGAGGUGUUAUAAAAAUAUAUAUUUUUGCAGUCCCUGCAGUCAUUUUGAAGUACUGGCCGUGUGUAUUGGUGCUAAUAUUGAUCCACAGAUUCCAUUUGGGUCUUUUAAAUUUCUUCUUUUCAGGUAAUAGAUAAAUUCCAUUGAAUUCACAAAAUAAUUGAAGUAGAUUAGUGAUACCAGUCAAACAUUUCAAAACAAACCAGUUUAAUCCUGCUGACUGAGAGUGUAUGUAUCUGUGUAAUGUACAUAUAAAUAUAUAUUAUAUAUUAAAUAUAUAAUAUAUAUAUGAAACCUAUAAAAUAUUGAAUCUUUAUUUUAAAUUACUGAAUGUAUGUUACAAGGCAGUGGGACAGGGAUAUAUGUGUAUCUAGUAAUUUCAAGAUCCCUUUUGAAAUGAAAAUUAAAAUUUUUUUGAAAGUUCAGUUUGAAAGGGCUAUUUGUUUUUGGUGCCUCUACAAAGGUACUUAACUAUACUAACUAACUUUUGCUAUUUUCGAAGAAAAGAUCCACUUAAACUGUUGAAAUUUCUGCUCUGUCAGAUCAUCAUCUUUUGCCAGAUUAAUCUUUAACUUGGCCAUAUAGUAACGACUAAUGUCUUUUUGGCUUCAGAAAUAGAUUUUCUGUACAAUAAAACAGAUAUAGUAAGGAGGAGCAAAGCAUCGACAUUACAAGUUUUGUUUAGUUGAUAGGAUAGAUACUAAGUAUAGAAACAUUGGGAAGCAAACUAGAAUGACAAUGUUUCGGAUGUUUUCUGUAAUCAGAAAACAGGAAUGGAAACUUAAAUGGAGUAGCUUUUUUUUAAUAAGCUGAUGGGAGUUCUUGGUGUUUUUAAUAUUGCCUAUUUUUUAUGUUACUGUUCUUUUUCUCUUGAAACUGUGUAAAGCUUUGGCAUAUAAUAAGCAUUUAUAAAUGGAAAAGCUUAACAAGUAUUUAAUCUGUUGCAAACCUACCGUAUGGGAAAACAAAGUGUCAAUGGAUGCAGAAAGUUAAGGAUGUAAGUUGGUGAUAACUGUCCUGCUACUUUGAAAGCCUUUAAAGUUAUUUAUUAGUUUAUUAAAUUGCAUUUACUGAUACUGGGAGAAGGCUUGCAUACACCAGCUAGUACCUAGUGCAUGCGUUUGGGAUAUCUGAGAACACCUUGCAUGAUUCUAGCAGUUUCAUUGCAGUAUAGUAUUUCAGUGCUACUGGUGCUGCAAGCUUCAUUUUUUACACCAGCUUUUCAUAACUAAUGGUGACGAAGGCUUGGCUGUAUGAAUUGGCUAAAUAAUAUUUUACUUCAGAGAUUCAAAUCUUGAAACAUUCCCAGGAAAUGUCAAUUCAGAUUAGUAGAAUGUUAAAAUAUGACAGGUUCAGCAGUACUGGACCUGCUUUCUGUUAGUUUGAGAUAUUAAUUACAUUACUAAUCAUAUAAGGCCAGGUUUUUAAGUGGUUAUAGUUAGGCAUCCAAGUUUUGUUCAGCGAAAAUACCCACAAUAUAGUGCAGUUUUAUUCUGAUUGUGAACUUUGCCCAGAAAGCUCGUUAGAUUAGAUGUAACCUAUCAUUGCAAUCUGAAGGAUAGAAAUGAACUGUAGAUACUGGAGAAAAUUUCAAAAUAAUGUUAGGAAAGCUACUUUUCUGUUAAGAGAUACGGUUUCUGUUGCUAUAGACUUUUUAUUUUGAAAGCUCAUAAUUGAAAACAAGCUGUAUUUAUAUAAAAUCAGCAAGUUUUCAGCAAUUCAGCAAAGGUAGUUGAUUGUGUUGUAGUUGAGCCUAACUGAACUUUUGAUAAGUAUAUAUGCUGUCUUAUUCUUCAGAGGUCAUGCUGAUCAUACUGCAAAUACGCACCUGGAUGUUGCUGACAUUAAGAUCAUCACUUCUGGCCAUUGCUGCUCCACAGAACUUAAUCGUUGACCUUCUGGUCAGAAGUUGGAUCUGAGUAGGAGAUGGUCGGUCUUUGGAUUCAUUUAAUCCUUACAUGAGUCCAGGAGGCUUAUUUAAAAACUACAAUGUAGCAAUAAACGUCUUUGAAAUGUGAGGUGACACAGGAAUUAGAGGGAGAAUACUGCUCUGAUGGUGAGCAGUACUUUGUACAACUGCCUGAUAUGCUCAGAAGUGACUUGCAAAGAAAAAUAGCAGGCUUGAUAGUCCUGACUUCACAUAUAUUAUGUAAGCUUCAAAGAAGUAUCUGCUCACUUCUUUAGUAAGUUACUUUAAAACAGCAGCCAGCAAAUGCGUUUUUCUUUCAGAACUUUAUCAGCACAAGGCAGGGAGAGGGAAGUAGCUUACAGAAAUGAAAAAGCAGGUAAAACCUGAUUCAGAAGGUGGUAGUUUUUAUUCAGGAUUCUUAAGCAGUUUGUUUUGCUUUUUCCCCCACUGCUUGCUUAAUUUCUUAGAAUUUUUAAAAGAAAAGAUGCCUUUGUCAAAGAAUCGACAUUUCUUCCUUCCUUCCUCCAUUUCAGUCUCCCUUUCUCCCUCCAGUAAUGUGCUUGUUAGCCUGACUCUCUUUCCUAUCCACAGCUUUCUCUAAGUUAGGAACUCAUUGUGGUUUAGAACUGACCUGGCUAAAUUAAAUUCUAUUUUGAUUUUCAUUGUUUUGGUUUUGAUUUAAAUUAAUCUGUCUGUGAAGGAUUAGUUCCUUCAAACAGUUUAAAUAACUUUGAAUUCUAGCUGAAAUAUGAAUAGCUAAACACAAACUUGUUAUCGGUUGGUUACACACUGCACUCCGAUUUAUAGCGGAAGUCCCUUUAGACAAAGUAUUAGGAUAGCGAUAAAUCCAAGUCUUCCAGCAAGAUUCAGGGAAGGCCAAACAUAAUCCUGGCUAUUUCUGAGCUUAGAGAAAAUGAUUAGGAAGAAGAGAAGGGAUUGCAACAAGCCUGUUCUUUCACUUUGUGGGCACUUUUCAGUAUUCUCAGGUAGCACAUGUCCUCUUUUGAUACCUUACCAAGCCUUAGGGUUUCCUAGUUGUUGAAGGGACUGUGAUAAAUUCAGCUGCAUGGUUUUUUUUCCUAUUUAUUUGUCUUUCUGAUCUCUCUUGCGUAAGAAUCAACAGAUAAAGCAACAAGUGAAAAAGCAAGUAGUAUCUCAGUGCAAGGGAACAUCCCUGUACAGAAGGACAUGCUUUAGAAAAUUCAUUUAUAUGGCAGUUGUUCUUCAACUUUUUGGUCACAAAUACUGGAAGACAUGAGAGCAGAGAUGCCUGUUUUCCCAGAUUAUAAAGUCAAACUCAUCUGUGAACAAAAAUGCCAUCGAGAUGUAUCAACAUUGCAGUUAGCUAACAUAACUUCAGAAUGUAAUGUGGUUAGUGAGUACAGAAAUUCUAACUAACCUCACAGGAAUAAUUAAAAGUUUUGCACUUUGUCACAGUAACUACAGCUAACUGCUAAUAGAGGUCUUGGAUUUAAUGCAUAAAAAAUAAUAAAAGUAUAUAGUCCUGAAACCUGUUAUUUAAGUCUUAGAUAUGUUGGAAAGCUCUACAAAGUAGAAGGCCUUAUACCUUUUUAUUCUUAAAGGCCUCCCUUUUCCUGUUGAACAUUAACCUGGUCUUCCUGAGAAGAUUUUUGACCAGAUACAAAAUGCUAUACUUCAUGUUUUGAAAUACGACACAGUUUGUGCAUUUAUUUGUUAGUUGGAAAAACUAAAUUCAACCUCACACUUAAUUUUGUCCCUACAAAGUUACUGAAAUAUUUUACUUAAGAUGAAAAAAUUAAGUGCACAGUAAAAAUGGAAAAUCUUGAAUAAAAACGAGGCCAAAGAAAAUAGUGUGUUCUGUUGGAGAAAUCUUUCUGUUAUGUCUGAGUAAAAUCUUAACAGAGGAAGGCAACAGCAGGUCACUUGUAUCCUAAAUCAAACAUUAAAGGUGAAUGUUUACCAUAAUGAGUAAGACUUAUUUUCAGCAUCUGCAGCCUAAGUCUUAAAUCCCAAAUGAUAAAUUAAGAGCAGUAUUUUGACCAUACUGAUACUUACUCCAGAGAAGGUACAGGCAGCAAGUAUUGCAGCCAAAUGCUAGAUAUAGUUAAGCAAGCUGAUGUAGGGUAUCAGUCUAUACUUCAGAAUUACAUUUGUGCAACUUUUACUUUAAAAAGGUCUGCCAUGCUUUGGGGCUUUGGCAGUGCAUGUGCUGAAGUUGGUGGCAUAUCUAAUCUUCAUUCCUAAUAUUAGACAGAAAGGUCUUCAUCCUCUGUGGGGGAGAUGGUGAGGCCAAGAUGUUACUCGAAGGCUGCUUUUACUGACAUCUGUAUAUGCUGUACUUAACUUUUUGAAGUAUCCCAUGUUGACUGCCAGGAGAGUAAUGCUACACUGGACAUUGUUUUGCAUGCCAGUGUGUAUGUAGUUUUAUACCUUGGUUUCAAUGGCAUUUUUAAUGGAAAUUAUUUUUAAUUCUGAUAUCAUGGAUCACCUUUUCAUUUUUUUAAUUAAUAUCAGUGCCUGCAACUAGAACUCAAGUAUUUCUACAUUCAGAUUUUUUUAAAACUUGAUAUUCAUACUGAAGUGUUACCAAGUAUGCAGUUUUAUAUUGAAGUGUGGUAUCAACCUGUAAAUACCAGACCUUUUUCAGAUCACACAGCAGUCAAGAUUAAAGGAGGAAAUUCAGAUUUGCAGUAUUUCUCUCAACAACAUGCUAUCCUUAUGACUCUGCUAUUUAGAAAACUCUAAUGUUUUAAAGAGUAGCUUUUUUCAAACUUCUUAGUAGUUAGCUAUUUUUUAUUUUAUGAUGCUGCUAAGUCUGUUUUAAACCUGACUUAAAAUAUCUUGUACUUAAAAUCAACCUCUUUUCUCUUCUGUUCUUUGUAACUUUGCUUUCCUCUUAUGUUCUAAGUUUCAAGAAUGCAUAUUUACAGUAUUUUUGAUAAAAGGCUAGGAUGAAGAAAAAAUGCACCAAAAAUUCUAUUUUGUAAACACAAUUCAUGCCCAUGUCAUGAUGUGCCAACUAAUUGUUUUUCCUGUCUUCAGUCAUGCCUUUGUCCUAUUGUUAAUGAUCUUGCAUGUUUUCAGUAUGCAAGUUUUUCUAGGAAGAAUGUAGGUGGGGAAACAGUCUGUAAAUAGCAAUCAUAGGAAACUUAAUCUAUUGUUUCAGUUUUUCCAUCCAUUGAACAAAUAUUAAUGUAAAUAUGCUAUUAAAUAAUUUAAGCCUAAAAUUUCUCUUAAGGUAGACUUGUUAUAAAUUGCACAGGGUACAUGCUCCAGGCUGUAAAUAUUUUACUUUAAAUAUGUCUCUCUGUUGCUGGGAACAUACAUAAAUUCAGUGUUGUUAUUCUAUUGUUAAUGGUCUUUUUUUGUCUUUUUAAGCAAAGAACACAUAACACUUCCUAUUCUAGAUCAAACCUAAGAACAAAGGGCUCCUCUCCCUUCAUUUCAAAUGGGAAGGACUCUGAUUUUAUUUAUGUAAAUUAUAACUUCUUGUUUCUGCUAAAUUGCUGUAAAAAAUGUGGUUUUUAUAGUUCCAGUUUUACAAGUAUUAAGACUGGCAUGCUUCACAGUGAAGAUGAUAUCAAAUGGAUAUUGCAUUAUAAACACUUGUUCUGACUAGGGUUGCGUCACCUACGAUUUUAAAACAAAUCUUGUUUGUGCUAUGCUUUAGAGGCUCAUUGGAAGUUAUGAACAGGAGAGAGCAACCUCUGUCGGAAAAGCCGCGGAGCUGUUGGAUUUGGAGUUGGGGUUUUGUGUUUUUGUUUGUUUUUUUUUGUUUGUUAAGCUAGUGUGGACAAUACUUAGGUACAAUUACUACCAAUAAUAAACAACCUACAGAAAAGUUACAGUCUUUGUGUACAUCAUAGACUAAAGUGCCUCUAGAUGGUCUCUAGAAGGCAUUUUAAAUUCGUGCACCUACCUUUGUAGUUACCUUGCUAAGUAACAGGAGGUUGUCUUUGGAAAAGAAAAAGCAAGUGACUGCUAGACCUAAAAAUGGGGCUUGCUUUGAAACUGUUGUUUUCCUAGUUUUCUGUAUAUAGAAUGCGCAUAUGUGUUACGGGUUAUUAUGCGUUAGUGGCAAAUAGGAUAUUGUAGAAAUGUUUAAUUUAGUUCGUAUUACUUUAGUGAUAUUCUAACAGCUGUGCCCACUACCUUUUUGGUAACUUAACACCCCACUUCCACCUACAUAUUAGGCUUUCUUCCAUUUUUUGAGUCCGAAGGACUUGCACAGCUUUGGAAGGGCUGGCUUUGACAAAAUUUUGUAGUGGCAGCCUUGAUGUUGCAUAUACCUCCAUUCUGCAAGCUCAUAGGUAACUUUAGCCCGGUAAGUAGUUCUGCUUGAGCUCGGAAAGACUGAAGUUCACCACAUCCAAAGGGAUGCGGGGCACAAAGUGUAUGAAAGAGCCGGAUUGUAACAUAGCUGCCUGGGACUGAACAAAGGGGAUCCAAAACAGAAAGCACAAAUUAUAAGUUGUAUCGGUUUUUUAGAAUGCUAUAGGGUAUCAAAUAGCAAAACCUUCCCUACUUUUCAACUACUGUUUUUUUUUUUUUUCUGGAGAAUGGUAUGAACUGAAGAUGAAAUCGACUGUUCUGAUUCAGCAGGAAAAAAGUGAUGAAACAGUAGGUGUCUACUCUCGAAUUAAUUAUGCAUUCUAAAUGUGAAGUGCUUGUAAAUUGAGUUAUUAAUUUAAAUCUACCAAAGGAAACCUUCUUAAAGGAAGACUUAUAAAAACACAUUGGGCUUUAAGUUCUAAAAAGUGGCUUUAGCAAUCUGUACUGUAUAUAGUACACUGGGAAAACUUGCUCUAGUAAGCUUACUAAACGUUUCUUUGCACUAUGCGUAAGAAAUUAUGUUGCUUAUUAUUUUACUGUAGAGCAUUUAAGAAGCUGCUUUUGUCUUGCUUAGUGUUAGUGUAUGUCAGUCAGCAGUUUACUAAUGUUGGCAAAAAUAGUAAGAGUUAGUUUGUAAUCCAGAAAAUCAAAAAUCCUUUAAUGGCAUUAAAUGCUGCAAAGUGAGAAGAGAUUAUACUUUUUUUUUUUAUCCCCCUAGGCAUUCUGUUGAGAUGUUGUAAUUUAACUUUGUUUUCUUUAUAAAGCACAGAUUAUUUAAAUGAAAUUUAGGUUAGUUAGGUACUAAUGGUAUUACCACACUGACUUUAAGAGAAGCUCCAGAUAUUUGCUGUGUAUCAACUCCCCCGUCAAGGCGCUUGGCUUUGUAAAGCAUUGAUCUGUGAGGCAUUUCACGUCUACAGCAGUGAUGAUGACACAAUAUUUUAGCAACCGUACACCUACUCUGCAUGCAUUGCAUUUGAGCACUGUAAAAUGAUGGUUUAAACUGUUUUAUAGCACUUAUUCUAGGUUUAAAAAAGCUUCCAUUAUUUUAGACAGUAUUUCCCUUAUUCAAAGUAAGACAGCUUCUAAAGCUGAAGGAUCAAUAAAUGGUUAUUGUA
This is a messenger RNA of Dromaius novaehollandiae (emu), 9688 nucleotides long. RefSeq names its product transmembrane protein 161B. The coding region runs from base 231 to 1691 and encodes 486 amino acids. The transcript has 12 exons. The record is from RefSeq and is a predicted model, not a curated record. Lineage: Eukaryota; Metazoa; Chordata; Aves; Casuariiformes; Dromaiidae.